UCAACGGAACCGGAAGAGGAAAACGCAUGGAUUAGUGUGUUUACAACUCACAUCAUUCCUGGGUACACCCGGCAUCAUCCUGCUGUCCAAAACAGACCCAUGCAGUUUGCAUUUGCAGGUUGGUGCUGCACAGGACAUAGCGUAUCUUCUAAUACAGCACCUAUUAUACUUUCGUAGUGAGGACUCAGGGUUGUUAUUAAGAAGCGGCUGUGUGGUAUCUGCCGCAGCGUCGAGCCACCCACCAUCUGUGGAAGUGGGACAAGGGAACAGAUGGCGCAUCCAAGCCGGCCUGCAGGGCUGCUGACGCUGACUCUUAGGACAGCGCUGGAGAUGAGUAGUAGUCAUUAAAAUUAACAAAAAGGGCUGUCGUCGCCUGUUGUACGGCAUAUAUUUGCAGACUUUACGAUGUCAGAGUGACGUGGAAGAGAGCGUCUGACAGACAGCAUCGCAAAUCGACCAAAUUGGUGCGCCACGACUCGACCACUGGCAACAACUUAAUCCCCUUUGACUUGUCUCUGGCUCGAUGAACAAUGGUUGACAAUCGCUACGCUACAGCUCUGGUCAUCGCCUGCGUGUUGAGCAUACUGGCCACCGUCUAUCUGUCGGUGGCCAUCGGCACGCAGCACUGGUACCAGUACAGCAGCCCCACCGUGCGCGGGGAGGCCAACGUGUCCGAGCUGCGCUCCCUGUAUGAGGAGUUCAUGGACGGGGAGUUUGAUGAGAAAACAUACAGCGACACACUGUUUCGUCUCAACGGGACCGUGGGCCUCUGGUGGCGGUGUGUGCUCGUUCCUGCCAACGCUCACUGGUACAAAGAGCCAGAUGCGAAGGUGGCGCUUGAAUGUCGAAGCUUCACUCUACCUCAGCAGUUCACUCCCAAGUACAAAGAGCCAGGAAACCACAACAGUGGAGAGGACAUGCUGCGCACCUACUUGUGGAGGUUCCAGUUUCUGUUGCCACUGGUGUCCCUGGGUUUGGUGGUAUUGGCAGGUUUGACUGGAUUCUGCGCCUGCCUCUGCCGAAGCCUCACCCCCACCCUCGGCAUAGGGGUCCUUCACCUGCUGGCUGGUCUCUGCACCUUAGCCACGGUGUGCUGCUACUUGGCGGGGAUGGACCUGCUCCACAGGGUGUCGAUGCUUCCUGAUAAGGUGGAUGGCUCCCUGGGGUGGUCUCUCUACUUGGCCCUGAUUUCCUCACCACUGCACAUGAUGGCCGCCGCACUGCUAGUGUGGGCGGCACGCAGCCACAGUCAGAACUACUAUCGCAUGACGGCAUACCGGGUGGCAUAGAUGGAGAUUCAGUUCCAGCUUCAGGAAUGGGAUGUGGGUUAAUCUUUGUGUAUUUUGCCCAACGAUGGAUUAAAGUGCAUGUACUCUAUAGUAACGACCCUGUCUGCUGCAUUAAAAGAUUUGAUUUUUAUCCCUCUA
This is a messenger RNA of Scatophagus argus, 1427 nucleotides long. RefSeq names its product claudin domain-containing protein 1-like. The transcript is spliced from 4 exons. The record is from RefSeq and is a predicted model, not a curated record. Bases 531 to 1289 code for a protein of 252 amino acids. Gene Ontology annotation, cellular component: membrane. Lineage: Eukaryota; Metazoa; Chordata; Actinopteri; Scatophagidae.